GUACAAAAAGGGCUUAUCUAUGUCUUGUCACCUAAACAAAAUGACCUGAAUCAUUGAGUUCCUCUGAUGUAAGUGUCCUGGGCCUGUAACCCUAGCCAUGUUGGAGAGCACCUGUGUAACAUUUCAUGAUCUACAGCUUAGUACUCAAGUGGGACCAGUGGAUGAGCUUAAAAUGAGUUCACGCUCCCGCUCAUCCCGUGAGCGUCACAAAGGAGGUCACACCCACUGCGACUCCUGCUACAUGCGCCGCUGCAGAGCCCGGGUCGAGCCCUCUGUCUGCUGUCCGCUCAGUACCUGUCGCCUCCUGUGUGGGGCGCUCUUCCACCUGUGUAAAGAGGAGGACCACCUACUGCUCUGUCCCAAUGUCCGUGUCCCAUGUAUCAAUGCUGAGUUCGGUUGCCCCCUCCAAAUGUCUCGUUCAUCCAGGGCACAGCACCUCCAGUACUGCCCUGCCAGUGUGGUCUCCUGCUCCAUGGAGUGGAACAGAUGGCCUGCUCAAGAUGCUCAUUCACACCAAACUACAGAGCUACAUGAAAAUCUAAUGAGUGAAGGGGCCAAAGGAGAAUGUUUGGAUUUAGCGAUGGCUCUGAAGGAUCAGGAUAGGCUUUUUCACUCCUUAAAAAUGAAAAAACUCUUUCCAGAACUGACCGAACGAGUGGAGAAGGAAGAUGAAGAGGAGGAGAAGAAAAGGCAGAAAGAAAAACUCAAAAAGGCUGCACUGUUAAAAGAAGCAGCAUUAAAGCCAACAACAUGGCAAUCUUUUGACAAGUAUAUUAUACAUGACUCGAGAGUCUACAAUGAGAAAGACUAUGAUGAUGAAGAAGAAGAGGAGGAUAUUUUGGAGGAGUUGUUGGAGGUUGCUCCAGAGCGAGAACUAACCCAAGCAGAGAGAGAGGCUCUGGCUUUCCAGGAAGGAGUCAAGCCAGAGCUUUUGGAGAGCUACAAUGCCUGGGAGCGCAUGUUCAGUAUGGAGAUGGGCGGGUGCAGAGAGGCAGGUGCAGCAUCUGGGACAGCAAAAGGGAAGAGUUUGGGUACUGUAUCAGAAGAGGAUGAGUCCAAUGAGGGGUGUUCAGGGGCAGCAGCAGCUGUGAAUAAACAGACUACUGCUUCUGGUCAAGCUGCUACAUGUCCCACGGUGAAAAAGAAGCAAUUCACUUACGGACGAAUAGAGCCUAUGAAGAUUAUUACAGUGCGCACGUUCAAAAUUCCAACCAGUUUUGAAGCCAGGUCCAGUCGAAUCAGAAACCCUUGGUUCAAAAGAAGAGAGAAUAAAGCAGUAGACACCAGCGAUCUCGAGGUGGCGCUGCAGGACAUGCCUGUGUGGGAGGAGAUACAGGCUUCGCUGCUUUGCUCUCUGGAGAGGGAACAGCGUGGUCACAUGAUCGCCGAGCGUUUGUGCACAGACGCUCUGCUCACGGACGAAGGCACACAGACGUACCACUUCCUGUCUACUCCGUUCCCCAGUGAUGCGAAUCUUUGGGACCUGUCCCAGACCAAAGCUUCGGAGCUGCAUCUGCAGCUGCAAGUGGAAAGCGUGACCAGCCGCCACCACAAGGCCAGCUCCGCUUUCACCUUCCUCUGUGGACAGAGCUUCCAGCGCCGCGAGUACGGCCUGCACUACAAGAACAUCCACAGUGACAUCCACAUGUGUGUAAAUGGUUGGUUUGAGCAGCGCUGUCCUUUGGCAUAUCUGGGCUGUACCUACAGUCAGAGGAGGUUUCGCCCAACAACCUAUGAUGCCACUAUCAACUACAAUGUAGAACUGGGUUGCUUCAGCCUCCACCCAUUGUCUCUCCUGUCCCAGGACAAUAACAGCACUCAGGAUGUUUCCAAUUCUCAUCAGAGCGCCCUCCAGAGGAGAGGGCAUCACACUGCAGGGGGACAGGAUGCUCUGAGCUCCCUGCCCUACGAGGUGCUGUGUCACGUAGCCAGUUUCCUGGACAGUCUGUCUCUGUCUCAGCUCGCCCUGGUGUCUCGCCUCAUGAGACAGGUGUGCUCCUCUCAGCUGCAGGACAAGGGCAUGGUUACCCUACACUGGGACAGGAAGACAUACUCCAAUGGGACAGCAAAGUGGAGAGUGGCACAUAAGAUUUGGGAGUUCAGCACCUUCUUCACUCCAGUGGACUCCUGGAGUUACCGUGACGUCCCACCGCUGUCGGAGCACCUCAGAAUGUGCCCAUACUACAAGACAGAGCCGAGGGCCGAGAGGGUUUUACUGCCCAAAAUCAGAGAACAGCUCCACAAUGACACCAACUGUAAAAGGCCCACUCUGGUUAGCCUUUUCAAGAACAAUAAACUCAUCAUGUAGAGAAUGAAGGGAGGAUUUCUUUUCAUUAGAAAUGCUAAUUAUGAAAGUAUAUAUAAAAUAAAUUAUACAAAGUAUUG
Boleophthalmus pectinirostris (great blue-spotted mudskipper) is the source of this 2385-nucleotide messenger RNA. Its product is annotated as F-box only protein 40-like. Gene Ontology annotation, cellular component: cytoplasm. Lineage: Eukaryota; Metazoa; Chordata; Actinopteri; Gobiiformes; Gobiidae. The coding region runs from base 98 to 2308 and encodes 736 amino acids. Gene Ontology annotation, molecular function: protein binding; ubiquitin protein ligase activity; zinc ion binding. The transcript is spliced from 7 exons. The record is from RefSeq and is a predicted model, not a curated record.